Cantharellus anzutake is the source of this 3190-nucleotide messenger RNA. RefSeq names its product U3 small nucleolar RNA-associated protein. Gene Ontology annotation, biological process: endonucleolytic cleavage to generate mature 5'-end of SSU-rRNA from (SSU-rRNA, 5.8S rRNA, LSU-rRNA); endonucleolytic cleavage in 5'-ETS of tricistronic rRNA transcript (SSU-rRNA, 5.8S rRNA, LSU-rRNA). NCBI's taxonomy places the organism in Eukaryota, Fungi, Basidiomycota, Agaricomycetes, Cantharellales, Hydnaceae. The record is from RefSeq and is a predicted model, not a curated record. The coding region runs from base 40 to 2868 and encodes 942 amino acids. Gene Ontology annotation, molecular function: U3 snoRNA binding; protein binding. Gene Ontology annotation, cellular component: small-subunit processome; 90S preribosome; nucleolus. The transcript has 7 exons.
CGCCACUGCUCAAAUCUUCUUCGGUCGGAGCGCAGUGAAAUGGUGAUUAAAACAUCGUUUAAGAAGACUCGGGUAAUUGAGCCUCUUCAUACAAGUGGCCCCGUCGCCGUGACUUCAGAUGGCACUAGGUUGUUCACAUGUAUAGACACAGAAGUCCGGAUGACGGGUGUAGUGAAUGGGCGGGGGAUAUGCAGAUUUGAAGGGGACUCGAGUUCAAUAACCUCCAUGACACUGGCCCCAUCGCUGACACACAUUGUGAUAUUUUACUCAUCCCUAUUCUUUCGCACAUUCGAGAUCCCCCAGCUACCAGAAACCCAAAUACCUGAUGAGCCCGAAAUUCAAUUAAUCGAACCCACCCGUAUCGUCCCAAAAUGCCACGAUGCACCAGUGCAUGUCUGUCGCAUCGAUCCAUCAUCAACUCUGCUUGCCUCUGGAGCUGCAGACGGAGUAGUUAAAGUAUGGGAUCUCCAACGCGGAUACUUAACACAUCUAUUUAGAGGACACGGAGGAAUUGUUUCUGCGCUAGCAUUUAAUCAUCCUCGGGAGACGAGCAAAAGCCCAGAGGCUCUGAACGAUGAGACUUUACAACUGAUCACCGGAUCCGUUGAUAAUCGGAUACGCUUGUUUGAUCUCACAGCCCCAACAUCUCAAAAGGCCCACGCCUCCGCCACUGCUGUUCUCGAUGGCCACAUGUCUGUACCUCGUGGCUUAGACGUGUCUCCUGACGGCCGGUGGCUGGUUAGUGGUGGACGAGACAGUGUUGUUCUCAUCUGGGACCUCUACUCGGAGAGCAAUGACAAACAUGUUUCAGAAACAUCCAAAGACAAAGCACUCCGUGGGUCGGCAAACAAUGGACAGGCUACUCUUGUUACAACGAUACCUGUUUUUGAGAGAAUAGAGGCUGUUGGAUUUAUACUUCCCGAGACUCCAGUUCCCUCAUCUCCAUUUCAUCUCGGAAAGAUGAAAUUCUUCACUGGUGGUGAGAAAGGUUGCAUUAGGGUUUGGAACGCUCGGGAAGGGGGGGUAAUAGCCACGUAUGGUCAAGAACUAUCCGCUGGUUCGAAUUCCGAGUCGAAGUCAGACGAGUCGAGAGAAAUCGUGGACGUUCUCUACACCCCGCAGACAGCGACACUAACUUCAGUUCAUGCCGACCAAAACAUCCUUACGUUCUCCAUUGAAUCCGGUGCCCUCACUCGUCGACACGUUGGUUUUAAUGAUGAAAUAAUUGAUUGUCGUCUGCUUCGUUUAUCCGAGUCGACAAACUCUGAAACGCAUGUGGCACUGGCUACCAAUUCUUCUCUCAUCAAAGUUUACAACCGAGAUACUUUAGAUGUGCGACUUCUCCCGUCAUUAGACUCUACUUCGGCAGGACAUUCAGAUGUUGUGCUUUGUCUGGAUUCGAUUCCUUCUGCACCAGUCCUUGUUAGUGGAAGUAAGGACCGAACGGCAAGAGUGUGGACAACGAAGACGUCGGCUUCGUCGGAGGGCGGCUCCAACAUGGAUGCUGGAUGGGUAUGUGUUGGACUCGCGGAAGGCCACACGGAGUCUGUUGGGGCAAUCGCUUUAGCUCGAAGGCUACAUGGGGUCACGACGCUACCGGUCAUUAACCGAAUACCAUUCAUGUUCACGGGAAGUCAAGACCGAACCUUGAAAAUGUGGGACCUGUCUGUUCUUCCCAAAUCUGAUUCUGAGAGCGGGCCAGUUCACCUUAAAUCGCUUUGGACGAACAAGGCGCAUGACAAGGACAUCAAUGCGUUGGACAUUUCUUAUAACGAUCGGUUCCUGGCUACCGCCUCUCAGGAUAAAAUUGUGAGUAUAUACGAGAUAACGCAUCAUCCCGGGUCUUCAGCAAGGAAGGAAGGUGCGAGAGGAAGCGCGCGCGUAGUUGGAGUCUGUAAAGGUCAUAAGCGAGGUGUAUGGGAUGUCAAGUUCCCCAGGACUUCCGAUAAGAUGUUGGUUACAGCUUCCGGUGACAAAACGAUCAAACUGUGGAACUUGGGUGAUUUUACGUGUUUAAAGACCCUCGAGGGUCAUACUAAUACCGUACUGCGGGUCAAUUUCAUCAGCGAUAAUCUGCAGCUCAUCAGCAGCUCAUCAGAUGGCUUGGUGAAAAUAUGGAAUGUCCGUGAUGAAGAAUGCGUUACGAGUUUGGACAAUCAUGAGGGGAAGGUAUGGGCGCUGACAAUAAGCCAAGAUGAGUCUACAAUUGUAUCAGGAGCAGCGGAUUCGGUAGUCACCUUCUGGGAGGAUUGCACCGAGGAAGUUGAACUCCAGAAGGCUGAAGAGAGGGAGCAAGUGGCAAUUAAGGAACAAGACUACAUGAACUUUUUGGCACUCAAAGACUAUCGUUCGGCCAUCUUAUUGGCUCUGUCGAUGAACCAGCCGGGUCGUUUAUUCAAUCUAUUCAAAACUCUCAGUGGUCGAACAUCCCUUGGCACCGUAUCACCAGAAGAUGAAAAUAGCAUUACCGGAAGCGCUGCUGUGGAUACCAUCAUACAAACCCUUCCCCCUAUCGAGCUCGCACGCCUCUUGAUUCUUGUGCGGGACUGGAACGCCAAUGCAAAGUCAAGUGUCGUCGCUCAGACCGUCCUUUAUGCGGUCCUCAAACUGAAAUCAUCAGAAGACAUUGCAAAGGCAUUCAACGUCUUAUCGGAGUCGAGGAUAACGGAUGUGGAUUCACUCGCCACCAAGAACACUCCGAAGGUUACCCUUAAGGGGAUAAUAGACGGGCUGGUACCUUACACAGAACGGCACUUCGCAAGAACGGACCAACUUGUUCAAGAUAGCUACGUGAUCGAUUUCAUAUUGGGAGAGAUGGAUAUAGGACUCUUGGUAGAUGAUACAUUACAGUUGGACGUUGCGGCCUGAUCCGGGGAAACGUAUCCUGCAGUGCGACGCAUCACCGAGCCUCCGCAUAAGUCACGUCACUAAUGUCCUGUUUGGCAGUGUACGGCAUUGAGAUUAUUAAAUUUGGUCUUACGUAGCUUGCUGUGACAGCACAUCCACUUCUGCGCGGAGUGCAUGAUGUUCUUAACCACAACACUGCGCCCUUAAGUGUGACUCCCGUGCCCGAUAGCCCGACUGGACAUAGAUCGGAUGGACCGCUCAGGGAGGAGCAAGCUGAUAAUCGGCUUCUUGAACACUUGGAUUGAUGAUACAUGGAUUAGUCAGCAGUCAUCGCCAAUCGCCU